CGAGCGCAGCAGCUAGGUGGCCCCGGCGUGGUAUCCGCAGAGUGGAGCCGGGGGUGUUUGGAUCCCGAGCGGGAGCUGCGCGCUCGACGCCUGCGGCAGAGAUAUUUUACCCUGGAGCUGCGGUAUUGGAUACACUUGUAGGAGGCUAAGGCCCUGCUGCACAAAUUUGUUGGAUAACUCAUGAGCCACAGAAUUUUAGCUAUAAAGACCUGAAGGUAGUCUUUUCUUCGAAGAUGGAAAACAGUACCACUACCAUUUCUCGGGAAGAGCUGGAAGAGCUACAGGAAGCAUUUAAUAAAAUAGAUAUUGACAACAGUGGGUAUGUUAGUGACUAUGAACUACAGGACCUGUUUAAGGAAGCAAGCCUUCCUCUGCCUGGCUACAAGGUGCGCGAGAUUGUGGAGAAAAUUCUAUCAGUGGCUGACAACAACAAAGAUGGCAAAAUCAGUUUUGAAGAGUUUGUGUCACUGAUGCAAGAGUUAAAAAGCAAAGACAUCAGUAAGACGUUCCGCAAAAUAAUUAACAAGAGGGAAGGGAUUACUGCUAUUGGAGGAACAUCAUCCAUUUCCAGUGAGGGCACUCAGCAUUCUUAUUCAGAGGAAGAAAAAGUGGCUUUUGUUAACUGGAUAAACAAAGCUCUAGAGGAUGACCCUGACUGUAAACAUCUCCUACCCAUGAAUCCUCAAGAUGGCAGUCUUUUCAAAUCACUUGCGGAUGGCAUCCUUCUUUGCAAGAUGAUCAACUUAUCUGAACCAGAUACAAUUGAUGAAAGAGCCAUUAAUAAGAAAAAACUCACCCAUUUCACUAUUUCUGAAAAUUUAAACCUGGCCUUGAAUUCUGCCUCAGCCAUUGGUUGCACAGUGGUCAACAUUGGUGCACAGGAUCUCAAAGAAGGAAAACCUCACCUGGUCUUGGGACUUCUCUGGCAGAUCAUCAAAGUUGGUCUUUUUGCCGAUAUUGAGAUUUCCAGGAAUGAAGCUCUAAUUGCAUUACUAAAUGAGGGUGAGGAUCUAGAAGAGCUGAUGAAGCUUUCUCCAGAGGAAUUAUUGCUGCGAUGGGUGAACUACCAUCUGACCAAUGCAGGAUGGCGUACCAUCAACAACUUCAGCAGCGACAUUAAGGAUUCAAGAGCCUAUUUUCAUCUGCUUAAUCAGAUUGCACCUAAAGGUGACCGGGAUGAUGGACCUGCCAUUACCAUUGAUCUUUCAGGAUUUAAUGAGAAAAAUGACCUGAAGCGUGCUGGAUUCAUGCUUCAAGAAGCAGAUAAACUGGGCUGCAGACAGUUCGUUACUCCUGCAGAUGUGGUUUCAGGCAAUCCUAAACUUAAUUUAGCUUUUGUAGCUAAUCUGUUUAACACAUACCCAUGCCUCCAUAAGCCUGAUAAUAAUGACAUCGAUAUGAAUUUAUUGGAAGGAGAGAGCAAGGAAGAGAGGACAUUUCGGAACUGGAUGAAUUCCUUGGGGGUCAACCCAUAUAUUAAUCAUUUGUACAGUGACCUUGCAGAUGCUUUAGUGAUCUUUCAGCUCUAUGAAAUGAUCCGUGUGCCAGUCGACUGGAGCCAUGUCAACAAACCUCCUUAUCCUGCUCUUGGAGGGAACAUGAAGAAGAUCGAAAACUGUAACUAUGCAGUGGAGCUUGGGAAGAAUAAGGCUAAAUUCUCCUUGGUUGGCAUUGCUGGGCAGGACCUAAAUGAAGGGAAUGCAACACUUACUCUGGCAUUGGUAUGGCAGCUGAUGAGAAGGUACACAUUGAAUGUGUUGUCAGAUCUUGGAGAAGGUGAAAAAGUAAAUGAUGAAAUUAUUAUUAAAUGGGUCAAUCAGACGCUUAAAAGUGCAAAAAAACAUACUUCUAUUUCCAGCUUCAAGGACAAAUCUAUCAGCACAAGCUUACCUGUCCUAGACUUAAUAGAUGCCAUCGCACCAAAUGCAGUUCGUCAAGAAAUGAUCAAGAGAGAAGACUUAUCUGAAGAGGACAAGCUAAACAAUGCUAAAUACGCCAUUUCAGUUGCUCGAAAGAUUGGUGCCCGGAUAUAUGCCUUACCUGAUGACCUCGUAGAAGUGAAACCAAAGAUGGUUAUGACCGUGUUUGCAUGCUUAAUGGGAAAAGGACUGAAUAGAAUAAAAUAAUGAGAAACAUUUAAUAUGACUUUCUGCCACAUUAAACACAUUGAAUGCCUCACAGUUUACAGAUUUCUGAAAUGUAGUGGGUAUAAAACCAGAGAUUAUUUGUAUGCUUAAAAUAGUUGUAUAAUUCAUUAAUGAAUUAAAUAUCUUGUUUCUACUGGUUAGAAUCUGUCAACCUUUUUGGAUAACACAGUUAAUUUACCAGUAGAUACUGAUAUGUUCAUUAUCAAGUUGAUAUUUCAUAAUUAAAUUAUUUUCAUUUCCUGAAAGUCUUAUUAAAAGCAAGACUAAUUCAUUGUUUCUCAUGGUUCAAAAAGAUCAAUACAAAAAUUUUUUGCAGGU
Messenger RNA from Neofelis nebulosa (Clouded leopard), 2465 nucleotides. It is a transcript of the gene PLS1, whose product is annotated as plastin 1. Gene Ontology annotation, biological process: actin filament bundle assembly; actin filament network formation. The record is from RefSeq and is a predicted model, not a curated record. The coding region runs from base 234 to 2126 and encodes 630 amino acids. Lineage: Eukaryota; Metazoa; Chordata; Mammalia; Carnivora; Felidae. Gene Ontology annotation, cellular component: actin filament bundle; actin filament; cytoplasm. The transcript is spliced from 17 exons. Gene Ontology annotation, molecular function: actin filament binding; calcium ion binding.